GGCUGAGGAGCAGGAACAUCUGAGCUGAAUCACAGCCCACAUCACUCCCUCCACUGAAAGGCGCCUGCAGCUGACACGCCACAAACCAUAAGGCACAAUGUCGUACGGGUCCAUUGACGGAGGCUCCUUUGGCAGUCGCAACCCAUUUGGAGGUCCUACGAGGCAGGGCUACCAGCCAGUAGCCACACAGGUCAGCCCCUCAGAACUGCAAGAUGUGUUUCAGGAGACCUCCUCCAAUAUCUUCCAGAUCAACGCCAACGUUGUCACACUAGAGAAGAAUCUCCAAUCACUGGGAACAUCUAGAGACACAGCAGAGCUACGACAGAGUCUACACUCCAUGCAGCAGCAAACCAACAAAGUCAUCACCAGCACAAGCCAACUCAUCAAACAGCUCUCUGAUAUAAUCAGUGGCUCUUCACGGCAAGACCGUCUGCACCUGACCAGACUAAAGACUGAACUCUCAGAGUCUGUACAGCGCUAUGGGGAUCUGCAGAAGAAAAUUGCAGAGCGUUCAAGGGCCUUGCUGCCUCCUGCACAGAAAGACAAGAAGAAGAGUCCUCAGACACCGUCCGCAGAGCUGAUCGAUGAGGGUCCACUGUUUGGUGAACCAGUCGGCUCAGAGGGAGGGGCUCAGGCUUUCCUGUCCGAGAUCAGCGAGGAGGAUGUGGAGGUACUUCGCCAAAGGGAGGAGGCCCUGCUGCAGAUUGAAAGAGACAUGCUUGAUGUCAGCCAAAUCAUGAAGGAUCUGGCCAGCAUGGUCCACGAACAAGGCGACGCCAUAGACAGCAUCGAAGAUUACAUCCAGACUACAUCAUCCAACGUGGAAUCAGCCAAUCAGGAGCUUGCGAAGGCCAACCAAUACCAGAGGCAGCUGAGGAAGAGGAAAUGCUACCUCCUGGUGGCUGGAGCCAUCGUUCUCACCAUCCUCAUAAUCAUCAUUGCUGUUUCAGCAAGAAAAUGAGACCGGCCACUGUGGUAGCUGCUGUCAUUACCGUGUCACCGCAGUGCUCCUGCCCAGUCUGAACCCUGACCUGAGCAGCUGGUUUCCAGUAGGAGGGAGCUGCCCUGCAACAACAUCUCUACUCCAUCAUCCUUGCCUCUGUUUACAUGUGCGUCAGCGUGGGGAUGGAGGCCUUUUUCAGCAAAACAAUUUGAAAAAAGAGAGCCCCAGCCAGAGCCGCUCAUCUAAUCAA
Molecule: messenger RNA, 1193 nt
Organism: Plectropomus leopardus (leopard coralgrouper)
Lineage: Eukaryota; Metazoa; Chordata; Actinopteri; Perciformes; Serranidae
Gene: tsnare1
Product: T-SNARE Domain Containing 1
Biological process (GO): vesicle-mediated transport; intracellular protein transport; vesicle fusion
Cellular component (GO): SNARE complex; membrane; synaptic vesicle
Molecular function (GO): SNARE binding; SNAP receptor activity
Source: RefSeq, a predicted model, not a curated record